Saxophila tyrrhenica is the source of this 540-nucleotide messenger RNA. RefSeq lists its product as uncharacterized. Lineage: Eukaryota; Fungi; Ascomycota; Dothideomycetes; Mycosphaerellales; Extremaceae. The transcript has 2 exons. Bases 1 to 540 code for a protein of 179 amino acids. The record is from RefSeq and is a predicted model, not a curated record.
AUGGCGACAGUCCAUGUCUCCAACGUCGAGGAAGCCUGCGCGGAGUUCGAGAGAGCCGAAAAGAAUGGCCACUGGACGGCGAAUCCAAUCCUCCGUCACAUAUUUCGGACGACGGCUGAUGACAAGAAUGCCUGGUUCAUCACCUCCAUUCGCAGAUUUCGACGCAAGUACGAUCGCAGAUCCUCGUUGUGGCUUCAGAUGUCCUUGGUUCAGCCGCCAGCGAAGGAGGUCCGCCUCUUCAUUAUGAUGCGUACAAGCACAGCAGGACUCACAGAAGCUAAGCUCGAACGAAUGUCACACGGCGCCGAGCGCAAAGGAUGGGAAAUCGCGCCCUACGGACCUGAGGUGGAUGCUCUUGUCAUUGCGAAGUCCAUCAGAGUCAGGAGCAGCGGAGUAUGGGUCACAAUUGAAGAUCUCAUGUGGGCUCUCCUCGCGCUUGAUGGCGUUCUACCUCAAGCAAGCAAGAGGGAAGACUUCGGCUUCGGCAUCUUCAAGUGGCCCGAGCAGGUACAAGACGAUGUCGCAGUCGCCGAGCCUUGA